Molecule: messenger RNA, 1577 nt
Organism: Epinephelus fuscoguttatus (brown-marbled grouper)
Lineage: Eukaryota; Metazoa; Chordata; Actinopteri; Perciformes; Serranidae
Gene: serpinc1
Product: serpin peptidase inhibitor, clade C (antithrombin), member 1
Exons: 8
Coding region: 145-1500 (451 amino acids)
Molecular function (GO): serine-type endopeptidase inhibitor activity
Source: RefSeq, a predicted model, not a curated record
GCUCGGAGCUGUUGACGAACACACGAUCAAUGUCUCAAAGGUUGAGUUGAUGUUUCAGCGCUCUGCAGGACACUGACCUGAGUUCAGCUCACACUGCUCACAUUUAUGUGACUGAACACACACGUCUGUGUCUACCUGCUCAGAAUGAGGGCUGCUCAUUGGCUGUUGGUUGUGACGUUCCUGCCGCUCGUCUCCCCCACCGUUCAUCACGAUAUCUGCAAUGCCAAACCCAAAGACCUCGCCCUGGAGCCGCGCUGCAUCUACCGCAGCCCCGACCCCGAUGGCCCCGAGGACCCGACCCUGACGCCCGAGCAAGUCCCUGAGUCCACCAAUCCCCGAGUGUGGGAGCUGUCCAAGGCCAACAGUCGUUUCGCCCUGUCACUGCACAAACAGCUGGCUCUCAGCAAGACCCCCACCUCCAACAUCUUCAUGUCCCCCAUCAGCAUCUCCACUGCCUUCGCCAUGACCAAACUGGGAGCCUGCAACGAGACGCUGCGGCAGAUUAUGGAGGUGUUUGAGUUCGACACCAUCAAAGAGAAGACGUCGGAUCAAGUCCACUUCUUCUUCGCCAAACUCAACUGUCGUCUGUACAGGAAGAAGGACGAGACCACGGAGCUGAUCUCCGCCAACCGACUGUUCGGAGACAAGUCUCUUAUUUUUAAUGAGACGUACCAGAACAUCAGCGAGACAGUGUAUGGCGCCAAACUGCUGCCUCUCAACUUCAAGGAGAACCCGGAAAAGGCCCGCAUGACCAUCAACAACUGGAUCUCAAACAAGACGGAGAACCUGAUCCAGGACACGCUGCCUGCAGGGGCGCUGGACUCCAACACUGUCCUGGUCCUUGUCAACACCAUCUACUUCAAGGGUCAGUGGAAGAGCAAAUUCGACAAAGACAACGCGUACGUGUCAGACUUCCAGGUCAGUGACAGUCGGACCUGCUCGGUCACCAUGAUGUACCAGGAGACCAAGUUCAGAUACAGGCACUUCCCCAACGACCAGGUGCAGCUGCUGGAGAUGCCAUACCGUGGAGAUGACAUCACCAUGGUGAUAAUCCUACCGAGUAAAGAAACCACACUCAGAAAGGUGGAGGAGAGUCUGACGUUGGACAAACUGACCGGUUGGUUUGAUGAGAUGACGGAGACCACUGUGGCCGUCAACAUCCCUCGCUUCAGGGUGGAGGACAGUUUCAGUGUGAAGGAGAAGCUUCAGGCCAUGGGACUGACCGACCUGUUCACCUCGGAGAAGGCCAGUCUGCCAGGCAUGUUGGAGGACGGCAGUGAUGGUCUCCACAUCUCAGACGCCUUCCAUAAAGCCUUUCUGGAGGUCAACGAGGAGGGCAGUGAGGCGGCAGCAGCCACCGCCGUGGUGGCCAUCGGACGCUCCAUGAACUUAGACCGGGAGAUUUUUCUGGCCGACAGACCGUUUCUGUUGCUCAUCAGAGAGUCAACCAUCAACGCCAUGCUGUUCACCGCCCGAGUGGCCGACCCCUGUAACCAAUAAAAACUGUCCGGAGCCCUGCUUCAACAGCAAAUUCAGAAAAUAGCUAAAAGUUAAAUCCACGUUUUUUUUUUCCUUUU